AGCAUCCAAUGCCAAGCAUUACCGAGGGGAGCUGAGUGGGUACAGCCAGCAGAGCAGCUUUUGUGGUCUCCUCCCGACUCUCAAGAUGAUGAAAAGACAGUUUAAUCGAAUGCGCCAGCAGCUGUCCCAUCCCAACAUCACCAUUAGAGCCCAAGAAGCAACUGAGCUCCUGUCAGAAGAUUUGCUGCAGAUUGAGCAGAGGAUUGAGCCGGCCAAGCGAGCAGCUCACAGUGUGUCCAAGAGGCUCCAAGCCUGCCUGCAGGGACAAUGUGGCUCCGAGAUGGACAAGCGAGUGAAGAAGCUGCCUUUGAUGGCUCUGUCCAUGGCGAUGGCUGAGAGCUUCAAGGAAUUAGACACAGAGUCCAGCCUUGGGAAAGCCCUGGAGAUGGGGUGCUGCAUACAGAGCUCACUGGCCAAAAUUGUCGCUGAGUUUGAGAUUGCCCUGGAGCACUAUGUCCUGCAGCCACUCAACAAGCUCAGUGAGGAGGAGCUCCCCACCAUCCUGAAGCGCAAGAAGACCCUCCAGAAGUUGAUUUCUGACUGGAACACAAUCAAGAGCCGGCUGAACCAAGCUGCCAAGAGUUCCAGUAACAGCACUGGAGCUGGUGCUGGCCCAGGGGCAUCCUCUGCUGCCAACAAACUGGAGAUCUUAAAGGAAGAAGAGGAGGAGGUGAAGAGGAAGGUGGAGCAGUGCAAGGAUGAGUACAUGGCUGACCUCUACCACUUCUCCACCAAAGAGGACAUCUAUGCCAGCUACUUCAUCAAACUAUUGGAAAUCCAAUCCCAGUACCACCGGCAGUCACUGGAAUCUCUGGACUCAGCUCUUGCAGAGCUGAGGGAAAGCCACAGACAGACAGAGCCUUCCUUCACGACAGACACCCCAGUGGCGGGGUACUAUGGAGUGUCCCUAGAGACACACCUCAAGAGCUUAGGCCGGGAGAUUGCGCUUCCCAUCGAAGCCUGUGUCAUGAUGCUGUUGGCUUCUGGCAUGAAGGAGGAGGGGCUCUUCCGGCUGGCAGCGGGUGCCUCAGUGCUGAGGAAGCUGAAGAACAGCUUGGCCAGCGGCUCCAAUGCCCUGGAGGAGUUUUACUCCGACCCCCAUGCUGUGGCUGGUGCACUGAAAUCCUACCUGCGGGAGCUGCCCCAGCCUUUGAUGACCUUCGAACUCUAUGACGAAUGGGUCAAAGUGGCCAGCUUAAAGGACACUGACAGCCGCGUACAGAGCCUGAGAGACACCUGCAGCCGCCUGCCCCAGGACAGCUACAACAAUCUGAGGUAUCUGAUCAAGUUUUUAGCCAAGCUGGCUGAACACCAGGAAGUGAAUAAAAUGACCCCCAGCAACAUUGCCAUUGUGCUGGGCCCAAACCUGCUGUGGUCACAGCAGAGCACAGGAGAUCCCAUGCAACUGGACUUGGCCUCAGUCUCCUCCAUCCAGGCUGUGGUAGAAGCCCUCAUCCAGAAUGUGGACACUCUCUUCCCUGGAGAGUUAGAUUUCAAUGUCUCAGGCAUGUUCAUGCCACCCACCAACACCGGACUUUGCAAGGCUGCCCCAGUGGAAGAGCCAACUCCUGCGACCCCUCCAGCCAGCACCCCCACCCUUUUGGAUGGAGAGGCCACCUCCAGGGACCCUGAGGCCAAGUCCCAGCCGGCAUCCCCAGCACUGCCCAGGUCACCUCCUGAAGCUGCAGGGCCACCAGCUCUGACGAUGACUGACACCACCACCCACAAAGGCAAACGCCCAGCUCCGGCCCGACCCACAAUGCCACCACCGCCUGUGACGCAGCCUCGGAGCACAGCUCCUGCCCAGGCAGCCAGCCCCAAAGCCCUGCCACGUCGGAUGCCCAGCCGAGCCCCCUGCAUCCCACCGCCGCUCCCUCCACAGCCAGCACCCCGCCACAGCCGAGAUGCCCCACCAUCCCCCAAGCCUUCCACUGGUGAGGCUGACACAGUGGCUGCCAUGGACUGUGUGCCAGGAACCACAGAGGAGGGGCAGCCACUGCCAGCAGGAGGAAGCCCCCUGCCCACAUCGGCCCCAGAAGGACAGCCCACAGAGAACUGAACAGGGUGAAGGGUAUGGGGGAAUCACAGGUCAGGGAGAUUGGAUCCAGCACCACUCUGGGACCCAGCAGGUGCUGUGGAAAUGCAGGCCUCAGGGACAGCAUCUCUUAGUCCUCCUCCUCCUUGUUCCCUUGGCUCACACCACCUGGCACGCUUUGCUUACCUUCUCUCGCUCUCCUGUCUCCACCUCCCCACACCACCACGUCCCUGCUGGAGCCCAGCCACCAGU
Messenger RNA from Poecile atricapillus (Black-capped chickadee), 2287 nucleotides. RefSeq names its product SH3 domain-binding protein 1-like. Gene Ontology annotation, biological process: regulation of actin cytoskeleton organization; regulation of Rac protein signal transduction; signal transduction. Gene Ontology annotation, molecular function: GTPase activator activity; protein binding. The coding region runs from base 86 to 2059 and encodes 657 amino acids. Gene Ontology annotation, cellular component: intracellular anatomical structure; cytosol; cytoplasm. The transcript is spliced from 18 exons. Lineage: Eukaryota; Metazoa; Chordata; Aves; Passeriformes; Paridae. The record is from RefSeq and is a predicted model, not a curated record.